AUGGCCAUUGGUCAUAUUUCUUGUGCUAUUCCCUCUUCUCUCUUUAAUAACCCAUUUGGUCAUGGUGCUACCGAGGUGGAGAAAAACAAUUCACACGCCAUUCCAUCUCACUGCUUAGGUCCUGAAAAAGGUUUGCGGGUGGUCCAUAAAUACGGACCCUGCUCACCAUUUGGCCUAAAGAAAUCAACAGCCGUUUCGAGCCAGAUUCUCGCCCAAGACGAUCGUCGUGUUCAGGUCAUUUAUUCCGGGGUAUACAAUAGGCGUGCAGGUGUCCGUGGAAGGGUGGAGACCAUGAUUUUCUGAAAGACUCACUAGGCGCUGGCAAUUAUAUGGUGGAAGUUGGUUUUGGCACACCCGUACAGACUUUUCAUUUGAUUAUGGACACGGGCAGUUACAAAACCUGGGUACAGUGCCAACCUCCUACGAUGUUUCCCUGUCCGACACAACGAAACCAGUCGCUGUAUUAUCCUUCUUGUUCCUCAACUUACUCUAAUACCACAUGUUCGUGCCGCCUUGCAAUGAAAAUGAUGAAGAGAAUACAACGACAAAUCCGAAGUCGCCGGAACUUAUAUGGUCGAUACGCUUCAUAUAGAGGACGAGUAUGAGAUUCCUAAAUUUGUUUUCCUUUGUGCCGCUCAUGUAGAAGGGAACUUUGACGACGCAAAUGGGAUACUAGGCUUAGGUCCGGCCAGCACAGGAUAUGGUGGUAGCAAUGCGUUUACAUCCCAAACUGCAGCAAUGUUUCACAAGGUAUUUUGUUAUUGUCUUCCUCGAUUGGAAGACUCGAAGGGAUAUGUUCAUUUUGGGGACAAAGCCCGUGAGAACUGCCCCUUUUCUGGUUCUUACACCCCGCUUCUGAAGGACACAUCAGAUCCCAACUUUUAUUAUGUAAAUCUUAUUGCCAUAACAAUAGGCCAGAAAAGAGUCAAUAUUGGCACUUCUUCUGGUGUAUCAUCUCCCAGAACCAUUUUAGAUUCAGGAACUGUUAUCACUCGCCUACCUUCUUCGGUCUAUUCAGAGCUGCGCUCGGAGUUCAAAGGAUUGAUGUCGAAAUACCCUCCAGUCCCUCCUCUUGAUAACGUACUGGAUACGUGCUAUAACCUGGAGGGGUAUGGUAAGCCAGAAAUACCUACAAUGGUAUUGCAUUUUAAAAAUUUGGACUUAAAUUUGGACGAAACAGCAGUUACCUGGAAAGCCAAUGGCACGUCUCAAGUUUGCUUGGCAUUUGCUGAAACUGACGGCCUUGCAAUCAUUGGUAAUCAUCAACAUCAGAAGCGAAACAUGCUCUAUAACAUCCCAGACCAGAGGGUGGAAAUUGGACCUGGUAAUUGCUAGCGUUUCAGUUACGAAUCUCAGCUAAUUGGUUUUAAUUGUAAACUUUAAAAAUCCUUUUACAUUAUGUACCUUGGGAAUGCAAUCGCAUAGCUGGAAAUGGAAACCAAUCUUUUGUCCUUUAGUAAACUUUUUUUCCUGCUAUGAUUGUUGCUUAAUUUGAGUACAAGCUGCAGAAAAAUACAACUGAAAGCUGCUUGACCCACGAUUCCAAUGGGGGAAGGACAGAUUAGAUGCAGACACAUAAUUGUAUAUGAACUUUACGAAAG
This is a messenger RNA of Hibiscus syriacus, 1601 nucleotides long. Its product is annotated as aspartyl protease family protein At5g10770-like. Gene Ontology annotation, biological process: proteolysis. The record is from RefSeq and is a predicted model, not a curated record. Lineage: Eukaryota; Viridiplantae; Streptophyta; Magnoliopsida; Malvales; Malvaceae. Gene Ontology annotation, molecular function: aspartic-type endopeptidase activity. The transcript is spliced from 2 exons. The coding region runs from base 571 to 1335 and encodes 254 amino acids.